AUGAUGGCGACCAUCGACAUCGCCGUCCAGGCUGAGGCAAUGCUGGUGCUCCCUCCCGCCGUCGUGGCCGAAUUCGUCGAGCGAAGCCGUCCCGACUCCAUUCUUAUCAAGGGCUUUCACGCUCUGCCGACUCUCGCCCAGGGCAGGAUUGUGAAGUAUACCCGACUUGACGGCCGAGAGUUUUUCGACGAUGAUGCCACCGUGGAAGCCUGCGACUUGUCCUACGAUGGAGACGCGGGUGGCCCGAUGAAAUCCUCGCCGAUCAAGUGGAUUUCCAAGCGAGCUUCGCUUGCCGGCAAGAGCUUCGACCUUCUCGACAGCACACUAGAGGAGCUCGAUGCACAUCUGACCCUCAGAACCUACGUUGCCGGCUUCCGUCUCGCCGCUGUCGACUUGGCGCACGGAAACAUUCUCCGAUGGUAUACCUACGUCGAAUACUCGGUGCCAUGGGUUUCCGACGUCGCCGCCUCCGUCACCGCUGCGUCCGUGGCCGAGAGAACCAAGGGGAGAGCCGAGGCGUCUACACGAGGUGCGAGCUACGACAUCGAUUUGCCCACGCUGCAGGGUCCCGUGGUGACACGCUUCCCUCCGGAGCCAUCUGGAUAUCUGCACAUCGGCCAUGCCAAGGCCGCACUCCUCAACGAAUAUUUUGCACAUCAAACCCCCGGAGGCACUCUGAUCUGUCGAUUCGACGAUACCAAUCCCUCGAAUGAGUCGCUCGAGUUCCAGGACGCCAUCAUCGACGACCUCGGCCUCCUCGGCAUCGUUCCCGACAAGACGACCUUUUCCAGCGACCAUUUCCACCUCAUGUACGGCUACGCCCUCCAGCUGAUCCGCGACGGCAGGGCUUUUGCCGACCACUCGGAGCUCGGCAAGGGGGACGAAGCCCGGAGGAGGCGUCUCCCCUCGAAACGGCGCAAUCUGAGCAUCGACGAGACCCUAGCGCGAUUCGACGACAUGAAGACGGGUUCGGCCGAGGGCCAGCGUUGGUGCCUCCGUGCCAAGAUUGCCCACGACAGCGCCAAUGGUGCGAUGCGGGACCCUGUCAUAUACCGGUGCAACCCAACGCCGCAUCACCGGACGGGGACGAGCUGGCGCAUGUAUCCGACGUGCGACUUUUGCGCGCCGAUCCUCGACGCCGUCGAAGGCUUCCAACAAGCCCUGCGACUGCGCAAGGUCAACGUGCGGGAUUUCUCCCGCGUCAACUUUGCGCGGACGUUGCUGUCGAAGAGGAAGUCGGCAAGAAUCGUCGACGAGGCCAAGGUUUGGGGCUGGGAUGACCCCCGAAUGCCGACCAUCAGGGGCAUUGUUCGCCGUGGCAUGACGGCGCACGCUCUGCAAGAGUACAUGCUCAAGCAGGGACCCAGCCGCAACACGGUCAACCUCGAGUGGGGGGCAGAGAAAUCGGAUAUCCUCGAGGAAUGGCUGACGGCAGAGACCGAGUUUCGGGAUCAAGCGUUCGCAGACGGCAACGUCGUCGACUUGAACGUCGGCACGGUCGCGCAGCUGGAGCGAAAGGGAUACUACAUCUACGACGGCCGGCACGGCUCGAGGAUGGUAUUUUUCAACGUGCCAACUAGUCGGAUGUGA
Messenger RNA from Drechmeria coniospora, 1590 nucleotides. Its product is annotated as glutamyl-trna synthetase. Gene Ontology annotation, biological process: glutamyl-tRNA aminoacylation; translation. Bases 1 to 1590 code for a protein of 529 amino acids. Gene Ontology annotation, cellular component: cytosol; methionyl glutamyl tRNA synthetase complex. Gene Ontology annotation, molecular function: glutamate-tRNA ligase activity; ATP binding. The record is from RefSeq and is a predicted model, not a curated record. The transcript is spliced from 4 exons. Lineage: Eukaryota; Fungi; Ascomycota; Sordariomycetes; Hypocreales; Ophiocordycipitaceae.